Messenger RNA from Cajanus cajan (pigeon pea), 2180 nucleotides. RefSeq names its product putative methyltransferase PMT16. Gene Ontology annotation, molecular function: methyltransferase activity. The record is from RefSeq and is a predicted model, not a curated record. Gene Ontology annotation, cellular component: cytoplasm; trans-Golgi network; endosome. Lineage: Eukaryota; Viridiplantae; Streptophyta; Magnoliopsida; Fabales; Fabaceae.
GGAGUAACCGAAGAGAUGGCAUGAGUAGUGAGUAGUGAGUAGUGAGUAGUGAGUGUUACGUGAAAGUGAUUUUCUUCUCCAUCCCAAGAUUCUCCAAGAAUCCAAAAGACCCAUGGCCAACAAUCAUUUUUCUUCUUCUUUUUGUUGUUGUGCCCGCUACGGCAGCGUUUUGAAGUCGAGAAAAACACACAUCUACGCACUCAUUCUCCUUGCCUGCGUGGCCUCCUAUCUCCUGGCCGCGCACCAGCAGGAAGCGCGGCUCUCCGCCCUGAACCUCUCCGUCUUCCUGCCGUGCGACGGUUUGAAUGUCUCGGCGCCUUCCAGAAGCUUCCCUCGGUGCAGCGCCAACUUCACGGAGUACACGCCGUGCGAGGAUCCGCAGCGGUCGCUAGCGUACAAGCGGAGCAGAAUGAUAUACAGAGAGAGGCACUGUCCGCAGGAAGCGUUGAAGUGUAGGGUUCCUGCGCCCUACGGAUACCGGAACCCCUUCCCAUGGCCCGCCAGCAGGGACCGAGCGUGGUUCGCCAACGUCCCCCACCGCGAGCUCACCGUCGAGAAGGCCGUUCAGAACUGGAUCCGCUCCGACGGCGACCGCUUCAUCUUCCCCGGCGGCGGAACCACCUUCCCCAACGGCGCUCAGGCCUACAUUGAGGACAUCGGAAAGUUGAUUAAUCUUAAAGAUGGUUCCCUCAGGACUGCUCUUGAUACUGGCUGUGGGGUUGCUAGCUGGGGAGCGUAUCUUCUAUCACGUGACAUCGUAACAAUGUCUAUUGCACCAAGGGAUACCCACGAAGCACAAGUUCAGUUUGCUCUGGAGCGAGGAGUUCCUGCAUUCAUCGGAAUCCUAGCCACUAAGAGGCUCCCUUUCCCUUCCAGAGCUUUUGACAUCUCCCAUUGUUCUCGCUGCCUCAUCCCUUGGGCUCAAUAUGAUGGCAUUUUUCUGAACGAAGUGGAUCGAGUUCUACGCCCUGGCGGCUAUUGGAUUCUAUCUGGCCCACCAAUCAACUGGAAGAAAUACUGGAAAGGGUGGCAAAGAAAAAAGAAGGACCUGCAAGAAGAGCAGACUAAAAUUGAGAACGUUGCCAAAAGCCUUUGCUGGAACAAGCUAAUCGAGAAGGACGAUAUUGCUAUCUGGCAGAAACCCAAAAACCAUUUUCAUUGCAAGCCCACCCAACACCGCUCUUUCUGCACUGCAGUUGCACAAAACCAUCCCGACAAGGCCUGGUAUACUGACAUGGAAACGUGUUUGACUCCUCUUCCUCAAGUGUCUAGCAAACAAGAAACCGCAGGUGGGCUACUGGACAAUUGGCCAAAGAGAUUCAAAUCCAUCCCCCCAAGGAUUUAUCAGGCUACAAUACAAGGGAUUACACCUGAAACUUAUUCAGAAAAUUCUGACAUGUGGAACAAAAGGAUAUCUUAUUAUAAGACACUCAAUAAUCAACUAGGAACUGGGAGAUAUCGCAAUCUUUUGGACAUGAAUGCCUAUUUGGGUGGAUUUGCCGCUGCACUAAUUCAGGACCCUGUUUGGGUCAUGAAUGUGGUUCCUGUUCAGGCUAAGGUUAACACACUUGGGGUCAUAUAUGAACGCGGAUUCAUUGGAAUAUACCAUGACUGGUGUGAAGCAAUGUCUACUUAUCCUAGGACUUAUGAUCUGAUUCAUGCUGAUUCACUGUUCAGCCUUUACAGUAACAGAUGUGAAUUGGAAGACAUUAUGCUCGAAAUGGAUAGAAUUCUUAGACCGGAAGGAUGUGUUAUCAUCCGAGAUGAUGUUGAUAUAUUGGUAAAAGUGAAGAGCAUCGUGAAUGGACUGGAAUGGGAUAGUAUAAUUGUAGACCACGAAGAUGGUCCUCUUGUAAGAGAGAAACUUCUAUUUGCUGUGAAGAAGUAUUGGACAGCUCCAGCAGCUUCUGACAAGACUGAUUAAUUACUUUUCUUUUUCUGCUUCAGGUUUCCUUUUUUUUUGUUAUUAUUUUUUUCAAUUUAUUCCCUUUGUCUUUUAACUUAAAUAUUUUUUGGAGGGUGGGGGUAUAUGGAAGCAUUUUUUGUGGAAUGCAAAUUCACUCUAAUUGUGCAUAGCACCAAGUCCAGAGAUUAGCAUUGUUGUGUUAGUAAGAAUUACCAGAGUGAUUAAUUUCAUAUGAUUUCACUACAACUGUCAUAGUUACUUAGACAAUGACCUU